This is a messenger RNA of Clupea harengus (Atlantic herring), 3302 nucleotides long. RefSeq names its product bile salt export pump-like (gene abcb11b). Gene Ontology annotation, biological process: oligopeptide export from mitochondrion. NCBI's taxonomy places the organism in Eukaryota, Metazoa, Chordata, Actinopteri, Clupeiformes, Clupeidae. Gene Ontology annotation, molecular function: ATP binding; ABC-type oligopeptide transporter activity; ATP hydrolysis activity. The transcript has 15 exons. Gene Ontology annotation, cellular component: mitochondrial inner membrane. The annotation marks the transcript as partial. The record is from RefSeq and is a predicted model, not a curated record.
CUAACUCUGUGUUUUUGUGACCAUGGAAACGCUCAAUGCUCACCUCCCCCACGUGUCUCCCUCCUCCCUCCUCCCCAGGUGACGCUGGACGGUCACGACAUCCGCGGCCUGAACAUCCAGUGGCUGCGCUCCCUCAUCGGGAUCGUGGAGCAGGAGCCGGUGCUGUUCGCCACCACCAUCGCCGAGAACAUACGCUACGGCCGCCCCGGCGUCAACUCCGAGGACAUCAUCAAGGCCGCCAAGGAGGCCAACGCUUACAACUUCAUCAUGGACCUGCCGCAGAAAUUUGACACGCUGGUCGGAGAGGGCGGAGGUCAGAUGAGUGGCGGUCAGAAGCAGCGUAUCGCCAUCGCCCGCGCCCUCGUCCGCAAUCCCAGAAUCCUCCUGCUGGACAUGGCCACCUCUGCUCUGGACAACGAGAGCGAGGCUGUGGUGCAGGAGGCUCUGGACAAGGUGCGUAUGGGCCGCACCACCAUCUCCAUCGCCCACCGCCUGUCGACGAUUAAGAAUGCGGACGUGAUCGUGGGCUUUGAGCACGGGCGCGCCGUGGAGCGGGGCAAACACGACGAGCUGCUGGAGAGGAAGGGCGUAUACUUCACCCUGGUCACGCUUCAGAGCCAGGGGGACAAGGCGCUCAACGAGAAAGCACGCAAGAUGGCUGAGGGAGAAAACGCCGGAAAGAUGGAUGAAGACUCCGAGAGGAAAAGCCUUACUAGAGCAGGAAGUUAUCGUGCAAGCUUGCGAGCUUCUAUUCGCCAAAGAACAAAGUCUCAGCUGUCUAAUGUCAUUCCGGAAUCUUCUGUGGCCAUAGCUGGAGAGUUAGGCCCCAGGUCUUACUCACAGUCAUACUCUGCCAGUGGUGCCAAGGACAAGAGUGCAGUGCCUGAAGAGGAGGAAGAGCGGGUGGAGCCGGCCCCGGUGACGCGGAUCCUGAAGUAUAACGCUCCUGAGUGGCCCUACAUGUUGUUCGGCUCCAUCGGGGCCGCCAUCAACGGCGGCGUCAACCCUGUGUACUCUCUGCUCUUCAGUCAGAUCUUGGCGACUUUCACCAUGCCUGACCCCAUAGAGCAGCGUAACGCCAUCAAUGGCAUCUGCAUGUUCUUUGUGCUGGUUGGACUCACCUCGUUCUUUACCCAGAUGCUGCAGGGCUAUGCGUUCUCUAAGUCCGGUGAGCUGCUGACCCGUAGGCUGCGGCGGAUGGGUUUCAAGGCCAUGCUGGGCCAGGACGUGGGCUGGUUUGACGACCACAAGAACAGCCCCGGGGCGCUAACCACCCGCCUGGCCACCGACGCCUCACAGGUCCAGGGGGCGACAGGCUCUCAGAUUGGCAUGAUCGUGAACUCUAUGACGAACAUCGGCGUGGCCAUCAUCAUCUCCUUCUACUUCAGCUGGAAGCUGUCGCUGGUCAUCAUGGGCUUCCUGCCCUUCCUGGCGCUCUCCGGGGGCUUCCAGGCCAAGAUGCUCACCGGCUUCGCCAAGCAGGACAAGGAGGCCAUGGAGAUCGCAGGACAGAUCUCGGGCGAGGCCCUGAACAACAUCCGCACCAUCGCAGGGCUGGGCAAGGAACGCAAAUUCGUGGAGAUGUACGAGGCCCAGCUGGAGGGGCCGUACCAAGCCGCACUCAAGAAGGCUAACGUCUACGGCGCCUGCUACGGCUUCGCCCAGUGCAUCGUCUUCUUGGCCAACUCCGCCUCCUACAGGUUCGGAGGGUACCUGGUCAGGCAGGAGGGACUCCACUUCAGCAUGGUCUUCAGGGUGAUCUCUGCCAUAGUGACAAGUGGCACGGCUUUGGGCAGAGCCUCAUCCUACACCCCUGACUACGCCAAGGCCAAGAUCGCUGCUGCCCGCUUCUUCCAUCUCCUGGACCGCGUGCCCAAGAUCAGUGUCUACAGCGAUGAGGGCCAGAAAUGGAGUGACUUUCGAGGCAACCUGGAGUUCAUUGACUGUAAGUUCACGUACCCGACUCGUCCAGACAUCCAGGUGCUCAACGGCCUGACCGUGAGUGUAAAGCCUGGACAGACGCUGGCCUUCGUGGGCAGCAGCGGUUGUGGCAAGAGCACCAGCAUCCAGUUGCUGGAGCGCUUCUACGACCCAGACCAUGGCAGAGUGCUAAUUGACGGGCACGACUCGACCAAAGUGAACGUAGCCUUCCUGCGCUCCAAGAUCGGCAUCGUGUCGCAGGAGCCCAUCCUGUUUGACUGCAGCAUCGCCGAGAACAUCCGCUAUGGUGACAACCAGCGCGACAUCAGCAUGAACGACAUCAUCUCUGCCGCCAAGAAGGCGCAGCUGCACGACUUCGUCAUGGGCCUACCUGAGAAGUACGACACUAACGUGGGCUCCCAGGGUUCCCAGCUGUCUCGGGGACAGAAGCAGCGCAUCGCCAUCGCCAGAGCCGUCAUACGCGACCCCAACAUCCUGCUGCUGGACGAGGCCACCUCAGCGCUCGACACAGAGAGUGAGAAGACGGUACAAGAGGCCCUGGAUAAGGCUCGUGAGGGGCGAACCUGCAUCGUCAUCGCUCACCGUCUCUCCACCAUCCAGAACUCUGACAUCAUCGCCGUGAUGGCACGUGGCUACGUCAUUGAGCAGGGCAACCACGAGCAGCUCAUGGCCAAGAAGGGAGCCUACUACAAACUGGUCACCACAGGGGCCCCUAUCAGCUAACACCAACGCUAACACCAACGCUAACAUCGCUAUGCAUUAACAUCAGGGAUGAGGCUAGGUCAUCUAGGGAAGUUAUAUUAGCACCGAUGCUAGGGCUAGGUGAGAUGGGGACUUUGCAUUAACACAUAAAGUGAUGGUGACCCUUCCCAACCUCUGCCAGUCUUAGUGGCCAUAGUACCUGUCAGACAGCUGUCCGUCUCUUUUGAAAGUUCCGAAUAGGUGGAUGCAGUCAGGCUGGGUUGAAAUGUACAGAUUACAGAGGCCAGGAGUGGCAUACAGAUAUUUGUCAUUCACAGAGCAUCUGUUGACAUGAUAGCAUUCAGAAUAGCUGCCACUGAUCUUACAUAAUCUAAAACAUAUCAGUUACAGUAGCUUUCAUAAAGUUAAAGCAAUAAUUUACAAAUAUACAGUAUAGGCCUUUUGUAAUAUUUCUACGCUUAAAUAAUAUAGAUAUGAAUUGUAUGCAUAAUAAAUAAUAUACAUUAUGUGUAUUUAAAUGGAUUUGUCCUCCUGAAUUAGUAUAGCCAGGAAAUGUUUAAAUGCUAAACAAACUAAAAAAAAUUAAAAGCUCUUAAGGUUAGCCUAGAAAAUAUGCUUGGAGCCAGGAAGUGACUGAAUUUGACAACAACGUAACCAAC